GGGGCGCUCUUCCCCAUGAGCGGGGGGUGGCCGGGGGGGCAAGCAUGCCUGCCCGCCGUCCGCAUGGCGCUGGAGGACGUCAACAGCCGGAGGGACAUCCUGCCCGACUACGAGCUGCGCCUCAUCCACCACGACAGCAAGUGUGACCCAGGCCAGGCCACCAAGUACCUCUACGAGUUGCUCUACAAUGAUCCCAUCAAGAUCAUCCUCAUGCCCGGCUGCAGCAGCGUCUCCACACUUGUGGCCGAAGCCGCCCGCAUGUGGAACCUGAUUGUGCUCUCCUACGGCUCAAGCUCCCCUGCCCUCUCCAACCGCCAGCGCUUCCCCACUUUCUUCCGCACCCACCCCUCGGCCACUCUGCACAACCCCACGCGCGUCCAGCUCUUCAAGAAGUGGGGCUGGACCAAGAUCGCCACCAUCCAGCAGACCACGGAGGUCUUCACCUCGACCCUUGAUGACCUGGACCAGCGGGUGAAGGAAGCCGGCCUGGAGAUCACCUUCCGCCAGAGCUUCUUCUCUGACCCCGCCGCACCUGUGCGCAACCUCAAGCGCCAGGAUGCCCGUAUCAUUGUGGGGCUCUUCUACGAGACGGAGGCGCGUAAGGUCUUCUGCGAGGUCUACAAGGAGAAGCUGUACGGCAAGAAGUACGUCUGGUUCCUCAUCGGCUGGUAUGCCGACAACUGGUUCCGCAUCAAGGACCCGGCCAUCAACUGCACCGAGGCGGAGAUGGCCGAGGCCGUGGAGGGGCACGUCACAACCGAGAUUGUCAUGCUCAACCCCGAGAACACACGCAGUAUCUCCAACAUGACGUCUCAGGAGUUCAUCGAGAAGCUGCAGAAGAGGCUGGGCAAGAACCCAGAGGAGACGGGCGGCUUCCAGGAGGCACCGCUGGCCUACGAUGCCAUCUGGGCACUGGCGCUGGCCCUCAACAAGACGUCAGCGGAGCUGGUCAAGAAGGGGCUGCGCCUGGAGGACUUCAACUACAACAACAAGAACAUCACCGAUGAGAUCUACCGGGCCCUCAACUCCUCCGCUUUUGAGGGUGUCUCGGGCCACGUUGUCUUUGACGCCAGUGGGUCCCGCAUGGCCUGGACACUCAUCGAGCAGCUUCAAGGGGGUGUCUACAAGAAGAUCGGCUACUACGACAGCACCAAGGACAACCUGUCCUGGUACAACAAUGACAAGUGGAUCGGAGGUGCUCCACCGGCUGACUACACCAAGGUCAUCACCACCUUUCGGUUCCUGUCCCAGAAGCUCUUCAUCUCCGUCUCAGUGCUGGCUUCGCUGGGCAUCCUCUUGGCCAUCAUCUGCUUGGCCUUCAACAUCUACAACGGGCACGUCCGGUACAUCCAGAACUCCCAGCCCUACCUGAACAACAUGACAGCCGUGGGCUGCACAUUGGCACUCGCUGCUGUCUUCCCCCUGGGGCUGGAUGGAUACCACAUUGGGCCGGGGCUCUUCCCCUUCGUCUGCCAGGCCCGGCUGUGGCUGCUCGGGCUGGGGUUCAGCCUGGCUUACGGCAGCAUGUUCACCAAGAUCUGGUGGGUCCACACCGUCUUCACCAAGAAGGAGGAGAAGAAGGAGAAGCGGAAGACCCUGGAGCCGUGGAAGCUGUAUGCCACUGUGGGGCUGCUCGUGGGGCUGGACGUGGUGACGCUGAUCAUCUGGCAGAUUGUAGACCCCCUGCACCGCACCAUUGAGGAGUUCACCAAGGAGGAGCCCAAGACGGACACGGACGUCUCCAUCCUGCCCCAGCUGGAGCACUGCAGCUCCACCAAGAUGAACACAUGGCUCGGGAUAUUUUAUGGCUUCAAGGGGCUGCUCCUGCUGCUGGGCAUCUUUCUGGCGUAUGAGACCAAGAGUGUGUCCACCGAGAAGAUCAACGACCACCGUGCUGUGGGCAUGGCCAUCUACAAUGUGGCGGUCCUCUGCCUCAUCACCGCGCCCGUCACCAUGAUCCUCAGCAGCCAGCAGGAUGCAGCCUUCGCCUUUGCCUCACUGGCUGUCGUCUUCUCCUCCUACAUCACCUUGGUCGUCCUCUUUGUGCCCAAGAUGCGGCGUCUCAUCACCCGGGGCGAGUGGCAGUCGGAGCAGCAGGACACGAUGAAGACGGGCUCAUCCACCAACAACAACGAGGAAGAGAAGUCCCGGCUGCUGGAGAAGGAGAACCGGGAGCUGGAGAAGAUCAUCGCCGAGAAGGAGGAGCGGGUGUCUGAGCUCCGCCAGCAGCUCCAGGACCGCCAGCAGCUCCGCUCCCGCCGCCGCCCUCCAACCCAUCCCGGGAGGCCGACAACCAUUUUGCCCCGGGGCUAGGGGCCGCCCCAGCCCCGGCCCGACAAACUGGGACGGGGCAACUGCGACGGCAGCCGGGUCCACCUCCUCUACAAGUGA
Cygnus atratus (black swan) is the source of this 2391-nucleotide messenger RNA. RefSeq names its product gamma-aminobutyric acid type B receptor subunit 1 (gene GABBR1). Gene Ontology annotation, molecular function: G protein-coupled GABA receptor activity. Gene Ontology annotation, biological process: G protein-coupled receptor signaling pathway; gamma-aminobutyric acid signaling pathway. Lineage: Eukaryota; Metazoa; Chordata; Aves; Anseriformes; Anatidae. The record is from RefSeq and is a predicted model, not a curated record. Gene Ontology annotation, cellular component: G protein-coupled receptor heterodimeric complex; membrane.